Messenger RNA from Nematolebias whitei (Rio pearlfish), 3780 nucleotides. It is a transcript of the gene kif16bb, whose product is annotated as kinesin family member 16Bb. Gene Ontology annotation, molecular function: microtubule motor activity; microtubule binding; ATP binding. Bases 1 to 3780 code for a protein of 1259 amino acids. The transcript is spliced from 16 exons. NCBI's taxonomy places the organism in Eukaryota, Metazoa, Chordata, Actinopteri, Cyprinodontiformes, Rivulidae. The record is from RefSeq and is a predicted model, not a curated record. Gene Ontology annotation, biological process: microtubule-based movement.
AUGUCUUCAGUACGAGUUGCUGUUCGAGUCCGUCCCAUGAGCAAAAGGGAAAAGCAGCUGUCUUCGAAGGUGAUCGUUCAUAUGAAGGAGAACACGACGUCUGUUCAUAAGCCUUCAUCUGUACGUGGAGACAAGCUGAAGGACCGAGGGAAAAUCUUCACAUUUGACUACUCCUAUGACUCCACUGAUAAAGAGAGUCCAACAUUUGCAUCUCAGGAGAAGAUCUUCCAAGACCUGGGGACUGAUGUUCUGAAAGCUGCGUUUGAGGGGUUUAAUACUUGUGUGUUUGCAUAUGGUCAAACCGGCUCAGGCAAAUCCUAUACCAUAAUGGGUCCAAAAGUGGCUAAAGGUUUGAUCCCACGGAUCUGUGAGGGCUUGUUCUUGGAGAUUUCGAACAGAUGCAUGAGCGGGAUUGUGUCAUUUCGUACAGAGGUCAGCUAUCUGGAGAUCUUCAGUGAACGUGUGCAGGACCUUCUGAGAAGGAGAUCCCCGUGCACGGACAGAGGCUUGAAAGUGAGGGAGCACCCCGCUGAUGGACCGUUCGUAGAAAAUCUGUCGAAGCACGUCGUGCACGGCCUCGGUGACGUCGAGAGCUUGAUCAGUCUCGGCAACGCCAACCGCACCGUCGCGAGCACGGGCAUGAAUGACUUCAGCAGCCGCUCGCACGCCAUCUUCACCAUCAUGCUCACCCAGGCAUGGUUUGAUGCGGAGCUGCCACGGGAGAGGCUGAGUAAGAUCCACAUGGUGGACUUGGCAGGCAGCGAGCGAGCUGACGCCACACACACCACAGGCGCCCGGCUGAAGGAAGGCGCCAACAUCAACAGAUCCCUGGUCACCUUGGGGAGUGUGAUCUCGGCUCUCGCUGACCUCAACGUUGGCGAACAGCCGUCAAAAAAGAAGCAGGUCUUCAUUCCCUACACGGACUCCGUGCUGACGUGGCUGCUUAAAGAAAGCCUCGGUGGAAACUCCAUCACCACCAUGAUCGCAACGCUUUCCCCUGCUGACACGAACUAUGUGGAGACUCUAAACACGUUGCGCUGCGCGAUCCGCGCCAAGAGCAUCCUGAACACGCCCAGAGUGAACGAAGGUGGCGGCGUGCAGGUGAUCAGAGAGCUGCAGGCCGAGGUGACCAGGCUCCGAACUCUGCUAGAAGCCACUCAGGUGGAAACGUUCGGUGAACAGUGCGAGAGCGUGUGCGAUCAGACUCAGAAUAAUCUGCAGGAGGAGACGGUGACUCUGAGAAAGGAGGGGAGAGGAGUCGUCUUGGACUGCCAGUUGCCUCAUCUUAUCGGCGUUGAUGAAGACCAGCUCAGGACUGGAAUCAGCCUCUAUUAUCUGAAAGAGGGCAGAACAGUGAUUGGGAGUGAUGACGCAUUGUGCAGUCGAGAUGUUGUGCUUCAUGGACCUGGACUCCGCCGUGAACACUGUGUGCUGGAGAACAGUGCUGGGACUGUGACUCUGUUCCCUCAGGAUGGUGCCGUGUGCUCGGUGAACGGCUCUGCGGUCACAGAACCCUGCCAGCUGACUCAGGGUGCAGCUUUACAGCUUGGAGCAGGGACCGUGCUUCGGUUCUACCGUCCUGCUGAAAACUUCCAGCUGAGAGAGAAACCGCAGGCCAUUCCUGAAAGAGAUCCUGUCCCUCACAUCAGUUUGGAGUCGGAUGGAGAUGCAUUACAAGGUGGAGGAAGCAUCGGGGAUGGCCAGGAGCAGGAGAGGGACUCGUGUCAUAAAUCAGGGCCAGAGCUCGUGUCUGAGGGGCCACAGAGGAGAGCUCAGAGUGGAGCUGGUGCUGCAAGUUAUAAUGGAGAAGAGGUUCGGUCAGGGGAUGCCAGCCUCCAGCAGACAAGUGUCCUGGGUCCGGGUGAUGGAUGUGGCAUGAAGCCAGAAGGGAAUGCUAAUGAGAUCCAAGGUGUCGUGACUGACUGCUAUAAGGGGAGACCUGGCUCUGGUGGGAGCUCAUUAGAAAGUGUGUCCCACCUGCAGAGAAGCGCAGGAAGUUGCUCCGUGUCGGUCCUCCCAGAGACCGGGACUCACUCUCAGCUCAACAGAAAACCUCUCAACCCUCAGUCGGCCCGCUGUCCAACCAAAGACCCAGCUUCUGAGGAUCAGCACCACUGCGAAGAGAUGAGUGAAGGUUUGGAGGACGUCCUAGAAGUUUGUUUGACACAGAAGGAACCUGCAGCUCAAACAUCAAAGCUGGGCUCUUUGCUCAGCAGCGUUUCCUGGCUUGUCCAGGAUGCACAUGAGCUCUUCGGUUCUCCUAGAGCGCUGUACCAAGUCGCAAAUGGAAGGCUGCAGUCUAUUGGUGCACGCUGGUCCAGGCACAUCGUCUCUCUGGUCAAAGAAAUGAACGUUCUGUCUGUUGUGAAAGGCAGCCGGGCUUUCUCGGUUGUCGGAGGGAGCUUUGUGUCAUCUCUGCUUAAAGAACUGCCUCUCGUACAUCACAUCCCGAUGACUAUAACUCAACGUUUUCAGCCCAAAGAGGCAGCUUGGCCGAUUCAAGGCCGCAUUAAUCCUGAUGACGCACCAGUCUUGACACCAGCACAAACCACGGUGAAGGAACCGCGAGGCGACGAGCAGAAAACCUCGGAGGACUUCUGUGAGGAAGAAAAAGACCGGGCGGUUAAUACGGAUGUAGAACAAGGAGAUGAAAACAUCACGGAGCCUUUGCUACUGAAACAGAUCAACGUGACUGACGUUAUGCAGGCACCUACUAACAAAGAUCAGGUUUUGAAAAACUCAAAACUUGUCCACAUUGCAGUUCAAACACUGAUCGAAUAUCCCGAUCCUCUGUCGACCCUUCAAAAUUUACCGUUGCGAGACAUGAUGGAAACUCUACGGUCCAUCAUCCCCAAGUUGGUGUUUCCCUCCCAGCAGGGAAUCUCUCUUUACUGGCUGAAUGUAGCUAAAUGCAGCAAACCUGAACCCCAGCCUGGUCUCCUGAUCCUGAUGGAUUCUGACCUCUGCACGCUGACUGUGGACUCGGGGCUGCUGGUCUUGUUCCAUCACCUCCCUGUGCUGCAGCUGAAGGAGAUACAGAUUGGUUUAGCAGGCCAAAGUUUGCGUUUAAUGGGUUCUACUGAGGAGAGCGUACUGGGAGUUUAUACCCACAGCCAGCAGAUUACCAAAGAGCUGUGCUGGGCCAUACUUGAUGUUUGUCCUGGGGACUGCAGGACGCCCCAGAAUACUCUGCUGCAUGAGGAUCUAAUGAAGCUGCUGCUCGACUGUCAGCUCUGCGUACCCGACCUGCUGCUGGACGCCGGGCUACGCCUGUGCUGUAGAUUUCAGAAGAGUUGUGCUAAUUUGGUUUAUUUGAUUCACUGUAAUCUGAAUCCAGCAGGCGUCGCUCUGGGAGACGUGCAGCUGUUGCUGUACACGAGCGUCGCCGUGCAGAUCAGCCCCAGCGCUCCCAGCAAACGCACGGUCCAGUUUUUCCUCACGGACACCCACCUCGGUGUGGUGAGGGAGGACGUCCUCUUUCACCCAGCGCCGCUCUUCGUCACGGCUGCAGCCUGCCGUCCCCACUUCCACGAUCUAACCAUUCGCCCGUGCUCGGGCGUGCGCUGCGUACUGGUGCACAACGAGGACGGGAGUGGAUCAGUCAGGCUGGACGUGAUCCUCUCCAACAUGAGGGCCGGGGGUCACCCUGACAGCGCGAUGACGGCAGCUGCCCCGUCUGAAGGCGCUUUACGUUCAGCUCCGCAUGCAGAGGUGUGGAAAUUAACUUUCAGCUGCUCCGCUGAGGCCACCUGCCUGAUUAAUCACUUGUCAAACGUCUGA